Oncorhynchus kisutch (coho salmon) is the source of this 3412-nucleotide messenger RNA. Its product is annotated as major facilitator superfamily domain-containing protein 9-like. The record is from RefSeq and is a predicted model, not a curated record. Gene Ontology annotation, molecular function: transmembrane transporter activity. Lineage: Eukaryota; Metazoa; Chordata; Actinopteri; Salmoniformes; Salmonidae. The coding region runs from base 425 to 1870 and encodes 481 amino acids. Gene Ontology annotation, biological process: transmembrane transport. The transcript is spliced from 6 exons.
ACAGAAGGUAUGCAUACUAGCACAGAGUCCAACUGAGAGUCUUGCUGAGAGAGUUGCUGUAUUAGAACGACUGACAGAUAUUAAAUACAGCGCUUGGUUUACUGUCUGACAUCAGGUCGAUACCACCUGGUAGAUCUCUCGGUGCGCCAAAUGGGACGAGACUAGACCCCAGCAGGUCAAUCAUCCACAUGACGCUUCAAUGAAUCCACUUUGAUUAAAUGGACGCUAUUUUCUGCCAAAUAUGACAAUAUCGGUACAUCCUCAAAAGUUUGAAUUGAGGUGGUUGGAAGUUAAAUUGAACACGAACACCCCUGAAGAGAGCGAAUAUUCCCGAGACUGCAGGGUGUUUUUCGCUAUGGUUGAUCGGCACUGUAGAUGACAGUAAGCGCUUCCGCAUCGACCCGUAGCGUGCUGUCACGGGAGAAUGAAGAACUCAAAAUGUUGCAUAUUAAAUCAAACACCAAGGAGACGAACAAGAAUUAUACAAUGUAUCUAUGUGGUGGGGUUCAUGGACCUGUUUGGGGUGAGCUUGAUCAUUCCCCUGCUGAGUCACCAUGUCAAGGCCCUUGGUGCCAGCCCCACCGUGGCAGGCUUAGUAGGCUCCACAUAUGGGAUCCUACAACUCUUCUCUAGCACUAUAGUGGGCAGCUGGAGUGACGUGGUCGGGAGGCGAUACUCUAUGCUGAUGUGUCUGCUGCUGAGUGCUCUGGGCUACGGCCUGCUGGGGAUGUCCACCAGUAUCGCCCUGUUUCUCCUGGCUAGGAUCCCUGUGGGGCUGUUCAAGCACUCCCAGUCCAUCUCCCGGGCCCUGCUGUCUGAUCUGGUGUCUGAGGUGGAGCGCCCCCUAGUGAUGGGACACUUCAACGUGGCCUCCAGCAUGGGCUUCAUCUUGGGACCCGUGGUGGGGGGCUACCUCACUGAACAUGACAGAGGCUUCUACACCGCAUCCUUCACCUGUGCCGCCAUCUUCCUCCUCAACGCAGGUCUAGUUUGGCUGCUUCCCUGGAGCGAUGCACUAACCCCACGCACCGAUGCUAACUCCAACAGCAGCGCUAGCAAUGCCAGCUGCCACGACAAUGACAACCACUUCACGUCAACACAUCAAAACUGCUCCCAAGGCAACAGCGACAACCAAACGACAGCGCCGGCGGCAGCGGUCACAGGAUCCGUGGCUCCAGAGAAGAACCAGAGGAGCUGGAGCUGGGAUCUGGACUGGGGGGAGGUGUCCCUGCUCCCUUCUGCCUGGCGUCAGCUCUCUUCGGUGGGCUCCAAGAUUAGCAAUGUGGCCUCCUCAGACAUGUGGGACCUGUUCCUGGUGCGUCUGCUAAUGGCCAUGGCCAUAAUGCUGUACUACAGUAACUUCUCCCUGGCCAUGGAGGAGCGCUUCAUGCUGAAGCCCAAUGCCACAGGUUAUCUAAUCAGCUACAGCUCUACCCUGGGAGCCCUAGCCGGGUUCCUGGUGGGACCCAUCACUAAACUGUACGUUAACAAGAUGUCGGCGCUGUUGCUACACUCUUCGGUCCUCACGUGUUUCCUGAUCCUGCUCUACGCCGUAGCGCCCAGUGUCUGGCACGUGUUGUUAAGUUCCACUUUCAUCGCCAUCUCUAUAACCAUCGGACGCACCUGCAUCACUGACCUGAUACUGCAGAAAGGGGGCGCUCACGCCAGCGGCACACUCAUCGGGGCGGGGCAGUCAGUGACCGCGGUGGGGCGCGUGCUCGCACCCCUACUCUCGGGGCUGGCCCAGGAAUUUAGUCCCUGUGGGCCCCCGAUUCUGGGGGUAGGGCUGUCGUUAGCGGGCAUCGUCCUGCUGUUGGUCAGGGUGCCAAAAUGGGAUGAGAGGGGCAAGAGGAAAGAGGCAGAACUCUGAGUCACUCACAGUGAGAGAGUGAAUGAAUGAGAGAGUGAAUGAAUGAGAGAGGGUGAAAACUACCACAGCACUGGAGACUGAACUGAUGGGGCUGGUUUUCGUUGACGUGUCAGCUGGGGGUUGUUUCAUUGUUUGUUUUUUUAGCCACAACUCCAGCUCUGUUGGUUGGGUCUCGAUGUGAUGACAUCACAGCACCGAUAGGACCCAGGUCAUCAUCAGCAUCGCUCUUCCCCCCACUUCAGUCCCCCAAACAGACCGGGUCAUCAUCAGCAUGGCUAUUCCUCACUUCAGUCCCCCAAACAGACCAGGUCAUCAUCAGCAUGGCUAUUCCCCACUUCAGUCCCCCAAACAGACCGGGUCAUCAUCAGCAUGGCUAUUAUCCACUUCAGUCCCCCAAACAGACCGGGUCAUCAUCAGCAUGGCUAUUAUCCACUUCAGUCCCCCAAACAGACCGGGUCAUCAUCAGCAUGGCUAUUCUCCACUUCAGUCCCCCAAACAGACCGGGUCAUCAUCAGCAUGGCUAUUCUCCACUUCCGUCCCCCAAACAGGGGAGAAUGCAAAAAGUUCAGUGUUGCCAAGGCGACCGUGAACAAAGCCAGCAACCCUCUGUAAAAGGAAUGGGAAGUUGUCCAUGCUAAGUUAGCUUAGCGUAGGUCAACAGCAUGUCAGUGGCUCAUUAGGUUCUUAUAACCUAGAAAUAAUCAAAUGUUUAUGUCUCUAGUGAGAGGCAAUAAUUCAAUUAAAAACAACAACAUAUAAGUCUAAUGUUACUCUAAUGUAAUCCUGCUCUUCCUUAAUAACCACUACAAAUAGUCCAGGAAAGUAUUGGUACUGAGAAUGCUAAUUUCCCCCAAAUGCUCUGUUUCUGACCUAUCUUAUGAGGGUGGACAGCAGGUGAAGGGGCUUUCCUCUCUGGCGCCACAUUCUAUUUUCUCUCCCUUCUCACAGAAGUGUGCACUCCGUCACCCUCCCUUUAAGGGUUGAACAUAUUUGGAUUGGUGUGAAUACAUCCACACCACUCCAGUGCUUUUGAAUCCUUUUGUGUGAGUGAUCUAGUACAUACUGGGGAAACGGAUCAAGAACCUUAACUGAGCUUGAGUACUGGUUGUCCACAGGCACAUAUCUAGGAUUCAUUUAACCCUUCCUAAACCCUAAAAUCCUAAACCCUAAACCCUAACCACGCGUGGGGAAGUAAAACACAUUUUCCAAGGAUCUUAGGUCAGUGUCUGUGGGUAACAUCAUCGUACUUCCUUUAACCACUACGGUAUCAGGGCCUUUUCAAUGGAAAUGUUUACUUUUAUACAAAUAUAUAAUUUAUUUUCAAUUUUAAAUCAUUUAUUUUCCCUUAUUCUACAUUGUCCAUGUUGAGUUUAGUCUAAUUCAUAAAUGUACUGUUCAGUAUUAUUUAUAUAUGAAUGAUCUUAUUUUGAAUGGAGUUGCCCAAAUGCUACUGAAUGUUAUGAAGACACUUAUUGUGCUGAAUGAUUCAUAUGAAGGAAGUAAAGACCAUUUGACAAUAAAAUAAGUUCCUAAACAAGUGAA